Molecule: messenger RNA, 2274 nt
Organism: Salarias fasciatus (jewelled blenny)
Lineage: Eukaryota; Metazoa; Chordata; Actinopteri; Blenniiformes; Blenniidae
Gene: ccdc175
Product: coiled-coil domain containing 175
Exons: 1
Coding region: 1-2217 (738 amino acids)
Source: RefSeq, a predicted model, not a curated record
AUGGCUUCCUGUCUGGUUCCGGACUUCCCGGCCGUCCUGGUGGCUCUGGAGCAUCUGAAGGAGCUGGACCGGGAGCUGGCGGAGGACGGAGCCCGGUUCGGACCCGACGUCGGCCCACACCUGGCACAGAUAGCGGCUGCUGUCACCGAGCUGGAGGCGGAGAGGAGAACCGCACACGAGCAGCUCGAAGUGGAAAGCAUAGAAAACAGCGAGCUGAGGCACAAAAUCCAGACGCUGAGUGAGAAGAUGAGGGAGGAGAUAAAAGCUGAGGUGGCAGCAGCUCUGACAUCCAUCACUGAAGAGAUCGAGACGCUGCGUGGAGAUCUGACAGCUUCCGCUCAGCUCCGGGAAGAAGCUGCGGAGAAACAACAGAAACUUUUAGACCAGAAUGAAUCUCUGCAUCCAGAGAGAGAGAAGCUGAGGGCCGAGCAUGAAGCCCUGCGUUCUGCUCUGGAUGGCGAGGCCGCUCUGAAACGCCAGCUGCAGGAGCAUCUGGAGCAGACCCGAGAGCAGACCGAGAAGAUGAAGUCCUACACCGCCGAUCUCCAACAGGACCAGCUGGCGCUGCAGGAAAAUAUGGUGCUGGAGAGAGACGCACUCUCCUCAGAGAAGGAUGGACUGUCCAGAGAGGAGGACCGCACCGAGGAGGAAAUCAAGCAGCAGAAACAAGCCAUCAGGAGGAGGAGCAGGGAGCUGGAGGCCGUGAAGAAGAGGAAAGAAGAGACCUGUGGCCAGCUGAAGGAACUCACCGAUCAGAUGUCUGGACUGGAGAGCGAUCUGCAGGAGCUGGCAGCGUCUCAGUGUCAGUGUGAGAAACAACGGGAGGCAGAAGUUCAGAGGCAUGAAGAGCUCAUGCAGCACGGAGAAAUGUUGAAGAAGAAGCCUGGUGAGUUAGAGGAAGCCUUCAAGCUCGCCGUCCAGCGUCUUCAAGAAGAAAUAGAAACAGUCGAAGACAAAAUAAAAGAAGCUCGAGCAUCAGGGAGGCGUCUUCAGGAAAAACUGUCUGCAGCCCGCGAGAUGUACAAACAGCGGCAUGCAGAGGAGAGCCGGGUCCGAGCUGAGCACGCCCAGGUGUCCCAGCAGCUGGAGCGGUCCAGGAAUCAGCUGGAGGAGCGCGUCGCCUCCAUAGUCAGACACAACCAGGAGGUCAGAGAGAUGGACCGGCAGAUCAGGGAGCUGCGGGAAGCCAACGCCAUCAAUCAGAGAGUGUUCGAGAAAAACCAGGAGGAGCUCUGUGGCAAUGUCCACACGGAGAGGAGGAACAUCACACAGUUAGAGGAGGAGGAGGACCGGCUCACUCGGCUCCUGGACGAAAUGAGGAGAAGGCAGGAGGAGCACGUGGCCAAAGUCAAAGCCGAUAUCAGCGACGCAAGGAGGAGGUACGAGGAGCUGCAACGCGAAGAGGCCGAGCUCCAGCAGCAGGAGCCGAAGGACGCCGACGAAGUCCUGCUGAUGAGCCUCAUCACCCAAACUGAGGCCAAGUACAGAGAGAUAGAACGCAGGCAUCAUGAGGAGAUAGAGAAGUACGCUGCAGAAGCUGAGCUCCUCCUGAAGAGCAACGAGGAGAAGCAGCGAGCGGUGGAGGAGAAAGAGGAGAUCCUCAAGGAGGUGGAAAGCAAGUACAGCGAGGAGCGAAGGAGGCACGAGGAGGUGAAGACGCUCUAUCAGGAGCUGCUCAGACACAGGACUCAGCUGGAGCUGUCUGUCGAGAGGCUGGAGGAGAGAAGAAGCUCUCUGCUUCAGCAGAGGGAGGAGCUGAAGGUCCAGCUGGAGGAGGCGCAGGAGCGCCACAUGCUCCUCCUCAGCAAACACAGCUCCGAGCUGAGCGCCGUGGAGGCCAACAUCUACAGCAGCACGGCGAAGCUGGAGCAGGUCCGUACGGAGAACAGCCGGCUGCAGCUCGCCAUCGCCCAGAUGUCGGAGGACGCCGGCCGAGCCCGGCGGGACCGAGAGCGACACCUGCGGGAGAGCCGGCAGCUCGCCCGCGACACGCAGGAGCGGCGGGAGGCGCUGCAGCGGGCCUGGAGGGAGGACUCCCUGCUGACGCAGCGCCGCCAGAGCAGCGCCGCCGCGCUGCUGGACUCCUUCCAGUCUCUGCUGGAGCGCCUGCGGACCAGGAGGCAGCGGAUCGGACACGUGGGCUCGCUGCUGCACACACACAUGCUGGACUUCAGCCGGCGGCUGGGAGAGAAAACCACAGUGAGGGAGCAGAGCUGACUUCAGUCAGGAUACACCAGCCCAGCUUCUCUACAUGCUGAUGAUGCUCCUGUUGUC